AACAGGGGAGGGUAUAAAAGGGGCAGCACUUGAGGAAGAGACUUGUUUUUGUUCGAGCAGUUGCAGCAGCAUACAAGGGAGAAGACAUCUUUUACAGGGAUUGGGUGAGAAGAGGCAGAGCGGGGGAUGUGGGCGUGGCUAAGCCUGCUCCUCGCUCUCGGCCUGCUCCAUGGGGGCGGGGCUGAGAGUGAGGGAGGGGGGCCGCGCUGCCAGACGCCCCCCUCUUGGAAGAUCGGAGAGGUGGAGCCCAUGAAGGAGGCUAUGGGCAAGGUGACUGUGGUGGCACUAUUCCAAGCCAGCUGACUCUUCUGUCUGGUGCAGGCUGGCAGAAUGGACGGCCUGCGCCAGAAGCUGGAGAAUCAGGGACUAACCAAUAUAGUGUACAUGGUCAUCAACCACCAGGGGGCGCAAGCACAGCGCCUUCAUCCACUUCUGGCAGAGAAACUGACAGCGAACAUCGCACUGUACAAACAGGCAGAGGACCAGCCUGAUGUGUGGCAGACACUGAAAGGAGAGAAGGACGACUUCUUCAUUUAUGACAGAUGUGGACGCUUGACUCAGCACAUUUCCCUUCCAUAUUCCAUCAUUGGACAAGGUCAUGUUGAGAAAGCUAUUCGAGACACCUACUGCACACGUGUCUGUGGAGACUGCACUAAUGAGAGUUCAGACAUCCCAGCGGAGUGCAGAGAGAGUCCAACUGAGGCUCAACCAGAGACCGACGCUGCCCCAGCUGUUGACCAAGACACACGACACCAUGGGCAUCACCAUGGGCAUCACCACGGCCAUCACCAUGGCCAUCACCACGGUCACCACCACGGCCACCAUCACCACGGCCCUCCUCCAUUGGAUCGCCAUGAUGGCCAGGAGCAGCACCAUGGUAACCAGCAGCAAGUUAGCCAGCAGGGUCAGAGUGAUUUCGACCUUAGCCAGUUGCAGCAGGUGGUACAGGUAGAGCUGGAGCCUCAGGUCAUGCACAGACCCUGAGCUACAGAGAAAGCCAAAUGAAAGUCAAAGCACAGCUGACAGUGGACAGCCAAUUCUGACAAUGAGGCUGCUCCCAAAGCCAGCUGAUGCUGACACUGACGAAGGCUGUUUGGCGACGGUGGGACCGGGGUCGAGCAGCAGCAGCCCGUGGGCUUGUGACACUGUCAGGACGCCCUGCCGGCCUCCUGACGGUGACACGGGCUAACGGCGAGUGGUGAGUUCAACACUGUCACUGAGAACUGACAGUGACGAGCACCCCCUGCUGACUGACCAUCGCCACAGCCAGCAGCCCCCUGAGCCUGACCCGCACAUGUGCAGAGCUGAGAAUGACAGCACAUGUAAAUUAGCUACUUCAAAGUCUUGCUAAUUUUUAACACCAGCUCUGAACAUUGUGAGUCAUCUUGGCUCAUUUUACCAACUAGUAUUACUCUGAGAGAGGAUGGAGGGACUCACAAUCAUCUUCAAAAGAGGUAUGACUUUACAAUAACCCAACUAUUACUAAUUACUGAGGAACUUCAAAUACACAAUUUAGUUAUGGUCAAUUAUCAAUUUAUACAAAACAACGCAAUGUACAAAUAAAGGAGAAUGUUAUAGCCUAAUUGGUUUGUCAAAAAUUACUGUUCAAAAAUAAAUCAACAUUGAAAUGACAUUGUCUUAAAUGUAAUGUCAGUUUCCAUAGCAGUAUAUAGUUCUCCGUUAUAUUAUAGGAGACUUACUGUAAAUUGAAAUAUUUUUCACAAACUAAUUACUAUCCUGGGUUCCUCCAAUCCUUUCUCAGCAGUGUAACUUAUUAUUGUUAUGUUCAGAGGUUAGGUUUUUCCAUAUUGCUCUCUCCUUCGUCUAUGAAGGCAGAUGCAGAAACUACGCUCUAGUGGCGUCUGUCUGAAAUUUGGAAGGAAAAAGCGGAGAUUCUUAAACAUGAACAUGGUCAAUAAAAGAAAUAUAUCAAUAUGAAUGGAUUUUUAAAAGAAAAAUGUGUGAAUCUAAAGAACUACAUCAAACUAUAUACACAUUAUAAACCAAAAUGUGGAAUGAAUGGUGUUUUGAAGUCACAUCACUCCUAUGUUAUGUUACAUCUUGCAUUUGUCACCUACAUUCCUUUUAUCUUGAGUAUGUUUUAGGUUUUUAUAGCAGUUUGCACUCAGUAAGUUCCUUUACGAGAUUAAAAUACGUGAAGACUCCAGUGUGUGGAAAAGUUGAAGGAAAAGUGUGGAGACAUAUACAGUUGGAAUACUUUCUGUACUUUAUGAUGAUUUGUGGGGAAAGACCAAAAAAGUCAACCUGUAAAUCUGAUGUCUGUGCAGAAAAGUGUUUUGUGUGAAAGUUAAAAUUGAAAAAGAAGUGUUGAAUAAAGUGCUGGAGGAAUUCUAA
This is a messenger RNA of Boleophthalmus pectinirostris (great blue-spotted mudskipper), 2355 nucleotides long. RefSeq names its product selenoprotein P (gene selenop). Gene Ontology annotation, molecular function: selenium binding. Gene Ontology annotation, cellular component: extracellular region. The transcript has 5 exons. The record is from RefSeq and is a predicted model, not a curated record. Gene Ontology annotation, biological process: selenium compound metabolic process. Lineage: Eukaryota; Metazoa; Chordata; Actinopteri; Gobiiformes; Gobiidae.